AUGAACAAUCCCGGCUGCACCAUCACCCACUGGCUGGCCAUGAGAAAAUUGGUGAACAACUGUGUCCUUUGCUGUGAAAUCAAUAGGAUGAGACAUAUACUGAACACAGUGGGCAUAAAGACCACAGUUCAGAACAUCGGACUGGAUGAGCUCAUCUCAAUUCCAGAUGAAUUGAAAGAGUUGUUAAGGACUGCUGGGAACAGGCUUGUUGUGGUGGAGUUCUCAGCAAAAUGGUGUGGCCCCUGCAAAACCAUCGGCCCCAUUUUCCAGGCAAUGUCUUUAAAAUACCAAAACGUCAUGUUUGCUAAUGUGGAUGUGGACUCGGCUAAGGAACUGACCCAACUUUGUAACAUCAGAGCAGUACCCACAUUUCAGAUGUUCAAGCACACCCAAAAGGUAUUAAUGGGAUAA
Cricetulus griseus (Chinese hamster) is the source of this 411-nucleotide messenger RNA. Lineage: Eukaryota; Metazoa; Chordata; Mammalia; Rodentia; Cricetidae. The record is from RefSeq and is a predicted model, not a curated record.